Trypanosoma grayi is the source of this 3459-nucleotide messenger RNA. RefSeq lists its product as hypothetical. NCBI's taxonomy places the organism in Eukaryota, Euglenozoa, Kinetoplastea, Trypanosomatida, Trypanosomatidae. Gene Ontology annotation, cellular component: cytoplasm. The transcript has a single exon. The record is from RefSeq and is a predicted model, not a curated record. Bases 1 to 3459 code for a protein of 1152 amino acids.
AUGAAGUACUUUGCCUGCCAGCCAGAUAGCCACAACGGCUUUGGCCUACUAAUUGGCCACACACUUACCUACUUUGAGGUGGAAAACGCAGGGCGCAAGGAUGCUGGUCCUACAACAGCAACCUCCACCGCUGCCGCCGCCGCAGUUGGCAGCAGUAGCAAUCCUGCCGCGAUUGACGGCGACGAGGCGACAAGGGUCCGCGUGCAGUGCACCCUGACGCUUCCCCACGACUUCGGCAAGGCGCCGCAUUGCUUCGGCAUGGCAAACCGCUCGAUGUAUGGGUUUGACAUGGCAUUCGUAGGGGCGAGCACAGGCGUGAUGGCUGUUGUGGUGAUGCCAACACGUAGUGUGAUAUACGCCCCUGGACGGACCCUCGCCUCGCUCCGCACCCUCUCUACACCACCAACAGACGCUUCGGUUGCUGCUAAUGCUUCGGCAGCAAAGCAGUGCAAUGUGCCGUUCGUGGUUCCGCACUCUCCCGGUUCACCAGUUGAAACGCUACGUUCUCCAAAAUCUCUGGCUGCUCAGCCGGGGCUCGAGCAUGGCGUUGGGACCAUCACAUGGAUGCGUGACAAACCGCUUGUCUUUGUCGGGUUCAUGUCAGGGCGUGUCGAAUGGUAUAGUGUGACGAUCUCCGCUGCCAAACAGCAGGAGUACGCGUCGAAGGGAUCACGCGUGGUUGGGGAGGAUGCGGCACGCAGGCCAAACGUGGCGGAGGGCCCAAACUGCGGCGCGUCCCCACGGGUAGUAGAAACGACAGCAGCAGGAGUAGCAUCUAUUGAGGGACUAGGCAGCGCCGGCACGUUUGCACCGUCCACGUUGCAGCGCAAUAGCUCUCAGUGGCUUGGCACGGGACAGCAGGCGUACGAAGACGGGGACGGAGACGGCAUCCGCGUGCACUUGCACUUUUCUUGCAGCUUCCCCGAUACCGGGGCCUUCCUGACAAGCGACUGGUUCGCCGCGACCGGCUACAUUGUGGGUGGCGCCGAGCGUGCGGUGUACGUCUUCUCCACGGAGCAGCCGGGCUGCCCGCUGCACUGUGUGCCGCGGGUGGGCUGCAGCUUUCUCGCGUGCCACCCGUUCCUCCCUAUCGUCGGUUGUCUCGCGUUUGGGCGGUCUGCCGAGGCGGAGACGACGCCGGACGCCUGCGUGCUUUACGUGCUGGAGUGGGCACCAGGUCGCACGCUCCGCCAUGCGGCGCCUCGCCGCACGCUCGAGGCGACGCCGCGGCAGGGCGUGUACUACAGCUGUUCGUGGAAGUUCAGCUCCGACCUGCAGGUGGCCGUCUGCAACUUGGUGGAGGGUGCCGUGCACGUGCUGCACCUUUCGCCCUCCGAGGAGGGACUCGACGCGACGCCGGUGGGGACGGCGCAAGCCGCCACAACAGCAGCUGCUGCUGCUCCUUUUUUGCCACCGUCACCAUUUUUAUCGCCCCAGCACUUCUACGCGUUUACCCGCGAGCGCCAACUGCACCUCCCACUGCAUUCUCUUGUCAAUGUCGAGUUUGUCUCGGCUGCAACACACGCGCUGUCGGAGUUGACGCCGCCGCUGCCGCCGUCUGCCACUUCUUCCUUAGCUUCGCGACGCAGCAGACAUAGUCUGGUACCGCGCGAGAAUAUGCUGGCGGCUCGCAUGCUGAAUCUCACCGGAGCGAGGAAUAGGGACCACCGCGCCUCACUCAGUAAAACCGCCAUGAAUAUGACGGCUAAAACGAGAAAAACAUCGACAAGAACGAAAAAUGAAAUCGAUGACGUUGACAUAUGCGCAGCAGCAUCUGGUGGCGACCUUGUCAAGCCUGGACCAGGUGCCUUCUCACGCCUCGUCGGUGUUAACUACGCAGGGGAGCUCGCGUCAAUUCCCGUGGACGCGGACGCAACUCUCACCAUUCUGAGCCCAGACUGCUGCGCCAUCGGGCUCUGCGCGUCGGUGUUUGCCGCGUGCAGCGAUGGUGCUGCUGCUUCUUCUUCUCCGGCGGAGAUCGACAUGGAGCAGCGCAUGAAGCGGCGGCUGGAGACGGGGUUUGGUAUCCCCACCGACGCCAACGUACAGGCACUGCGGGAAUUGAACGAUCCAUCGGAAACGGACCUACGCGUGCUGUUUGGGUACAUUGCCAUCAUGGAGAAGGUGGGCGUGGUGGGCAGCAGCGGCCCUGUGCCGAGUGUCAUUGACCUGCUCUCGCUUCCCAACGCGCCAAGCACGACCCAGCUGAUGGAUAUGAAGCUGUUGCCGCACAACGCGGCGGUUGUGUGCCGUUCCUCCACCUCACGGAAUGACUCCAGGCGACUCCUUUUGCUGCAUCUGCUGGACUGGAUCCCUUCGCAGGAGUCCUCUUCGCGUGGCGAUGGUACGGCGAAGUGCUGCAUGCACACUAACCGUGAGACGGCUGAGCGUGCAGUGGCAGUGGAGGUGUUGCACAACCGCCGCCCCAGAGCAGCUGCGGUGCUGUUGCAGCAUCAGAAGCACAACCCCACGUACGCGGCGAUGGCAGGGUUUCUGGAGCACUACGACAGCACUGCCAACGUUCUACGUGGAACUGUUUCAGAGGUGCGAGACCGCUUCUUGCGGCAGCUCAGCCCAUGGCUGCUCGUGGCCUUUCUGCACGAACAAGACCGUGAGCAGAUUUACGUGAACACCGCAUUGCCGCUGUUGGACCGCGUCGCCAUCGCCGUUCUUCUUGAGCCCGACACGUCGCGACUCGUCUCCUUGCUCCGCGGCACCUUCGCACGAGAGUGCACCAUGGUACAGCGGCUGUUGCUGCUGGAGGGCAUUCGCGAGAGCACCUGUCCCCUGAUGCAGGGCAUUGUGGACUGCACGGGGGACUUCCAAUUGGCCGCCUGUCUGUUUGCGCGCAUCGGGGCACCCGCUGCUGCAGCGCAAGGCCUCAAUGUGGCCCAUUCUAUGGGCGCUGCGGUUCCACGCGACACCUUAGGGGGCGGCGGUGACGCUGGGAAAAGCAACAACAAUACCAGCAACGAAAACACACAUGCAUCUCAUCCCUGGCAACUCUGGGCGGCUGCAUACUGUACUUUCCUUAACAACGAGCAGGAGUUUGUGAAGCGCACGAUGUUUGAUUUGGCAUGCCAGCAGUUACGCGGGCUCCACGCCACCUCAUCCACGGUGUCGCAUUCACAGCAACAGCAGGAACGGGAGCGCGUGUUUAUUUCAUGCUCGAGACCGUCCAAUGUGGCCCAAUCUACAAGUGGACACGGCUCCCAGUGUGACGCACCUGAGCCCUACCUCCUGUCACAGCUUAUACUCAGUGGUGGCCAACGUCGCUGCUCCAUCUGCUCUGAUGUGGUGUACGUGCGGCGUCAAUGCGCACGUGACAGCUUCGCGUGGUGCACGGCGUGCCUUCACGGUGGACAUGCCAACCACCUGCAGGAGUGGUUUGCAACACACCGCAAAUGCCCCGUGUACGACUGCAGUUGCCGUUGUGAACAGGGCGGGGGUGUGCCGUAG